Physcomitrium patens is the source of this 1815-nucleotide messenger RNA. RefSeq names its product acyl-coenzyme A oxidase 4, peroxisomal. Gene Ontology annotation, biological process: fatty acid beta-oxidation. The record is from RefSeq and is a predicted model, not a curated record. NCBI's taxonomy places the organism in Eukaryota, Viridiplantae, Streptophyta, Bryopsida, Funariales, Funariaceae. Gene Ontology annotation, molecular function: flavin adenine dinucleotide binding; acyl-CoA dehydrogenase activity. Gene Ontology annotation, cellular component: peroxisome.
GGUGGGGUAGAGUGCAGAAACGGUGCCAUGGUGCUCUUUCCGCCCGCUUCUUCGCCCUCCCCUCCUCCCCCCUCCCUCUCACUCUGCGUCCUCCUCUUCCUCUUCCUCCUCCUCCUCAUCAUCAAUUCGCGUCCCUCGCACUCCAGACUAUUACAUAACUUCAUAAGAAUCAUGGAUAGGGUAAUGACGGGAGAAGGCAUGGAUGAAAAGGGCUGGCGUCGACUUGCUCGUAUCAACCAGCAACUCCAGCCGAAGGGCAUUCCGAGUCUCCUUUCUCCAAGUCAGUUGGAGAGCAUGCCUACGCUUGGGGUUGGCCUUCCUGCAUUGGAUAUAGCAUCCGCCUUUCCGCAAGCAACACCAGCAUCAACAUUCCCCACAUCAGUGUCAGACUAUUUUGGACUAGAAGAUCUCUUAUCACCGGAGGAUGUCGCACUUCGUAAGCGUGUGCGAAGAGUGAUGGAGGAGCACGUUGCACCUGUUGUGACCAAGUAUUGGGAGAAGGCAGAGUUCCCGUUUGAGAUCAUUCCACACCUUGCCAGCCUCAAGAUCGCUGGUGGAACUAUUAAAGGUUACGGAUGUCCGGGGCUUUCAAUAUUGAGUCAUGCGUUGGUGGGUGCCGAGAUUGCACGUGUAGAUGCAAGCUGUUGCACUUUUGCUCUUGUGCACUCCAGCCUGUGCAUGUCCACCAUCGGGAUGUUGGGGAAUGAGGAACAGAAACAAAAGUAUCUACCGAGUCUUGCUCGUUUUGAUACUAUUGGUUGUUGGGCAUUAACGGAACCCGCUUAUGGGAGUGAUGCAAGUUCACUUAAUACAACAGCAGUGAAGGUGGAAGGAGGAUGGCUCUUGAAUGGUCAGAAGCGGUGGAUUGGCAACGCUACAUUUGCAGAUAUAGUGGUUGUGUUUGCACGCAACACACAAACGAACCAGAUUAACGGGUUUAUUGUGAAGAAAGGGACACCAGGUUACAGGGCUACCAAAAUCGAGAAUAAAAUUGGAUUGCGGAUAGUACAGAAUGGUGACAUCAUCAUGAAGGAUGUAUUUAUACCCGAUGAGGAUCGCUUGACUGGCAUCAACUCUUUCCAGGAUACGAACAAGGUGCUCGCUGUCUCUCGAAUUAUGGUGGCAUGGCUCCCAAUUGGCGUUUGUAUGGGUGUGUAUGACAUCUGUUACAGAUACUUGCAAGAAAGGAAACAGUUCGGAGCCCCGUUAGCAGCCCUUCAAAUCAACCAAGAAAAACUUGUGCGGAUGCUUGGGAACAUUCAGGCAAUGUUUCUGCUUGGCUGGAAGCUUUGUAAAAUGUAUGAGAGUGGCAAGAUGACUCCUGGGCAAGCUAGUCUUUGCAAGGCGUGGAAUACACUGCGAGCUCGAGAGACAGUCGCCUUAGGCAGGGAGCUACUGGGGGGAAAUGGAAUUCUAUCAGAUUUUCUUGUUGCCAAGGCUUUUUGCGAUAUUGAGCCAAUUUAUACCUACGAGGGAACAUACGACAUUAACACCCUGGUUACAGGACGAGAGAUUACAGGAAUUGCAAGCAUUAAGCCUUCGGCCUCCGGCAAAAUCAAGGGUUUUACGGCGUCUCAGAAGUAGUUCACCACUUGAGGUAGACUUUGGUAAUCACAGAACUAGCAUAUCUGGAUCAUGUAAGUUAGCCAUGCAUGUGCGGGGAAUGCGAAGGUCACGGACUGGGAAAGCCUCGCCAGCUACGGAAGAUAUCAUAAGAAUUUCUCAACAUGUAAUACAACUUUCGACGCUCUUGGUGUUUAUCUCGCACAUAUAAUUCAACGUUGAUUGCGUAUCUUUACUGAUACCAGAAAGGGA